AAGAACACCCAAGAUAAAGUGGCACGCGCAAGCAAUCUUUGCGUUCCGGCAAAAAGAAAAAAAAAGUGACAAGAUGCCUAACCCAAAUCCCCAGUACAUGAACGGCUCGCCGUCGCCGUCGCCGUCGCCGGCGUCCCGGGGACGGUGGAGCUGGGGCUCGGCCCUCGUCGGCGCGGCCUCCACGGCGGCGGCGGCGGCGGUGCUGCUGUGCCGGCCGCGAGACCCGAGCUUCGAGCUCAUCUCCAUCAGCCUGUCCACCUUCCACUUCCGGCCGCCGGCGGCGCUGGACAUCGGCCUCACACUCACCGUCCACGCCACCAACCCCAACGUCGUCCCCGUCCGGUACGGCCCCUCCACCGUCUCCAUCCUCUACGGCGGCGGCCACCUCGGCACCGCCCACCUCGACGCCGGCGAGCAGCCGCCCACCUCCUGCCGCCUCCUCCACCUCCCCGCCCGCCUCGACGCCGUCGAGCUGGCGCACCACGCCCGCUCCAUCCUCGCCGACACCGCGCGCCGCCACAUGGAGCUGGACGCCGCCGUGAAGAUCGCCGGCGAGGCCGCCGUGCUCUUCUGGUCCCGCCGCUUCUCCGUCCGCAUCGACAGCCACAUCGUCGUCGACCCCGUCUUCCUCGACGUCAUCGAGCAGCAGAACCACUCCGAGAUGCAGCUCUACCUCACCUGAUUCCAUUCCAUUCCAAUUCU
Molecule: messenger RNA, 702 nt
Organism: Oryza brachyantha (malo sina)
Lineage: Eukaryota; Viridiplantae; Streptophyta; Magnoliopsida; Poales; Poaceae
Exons: 1
Coding region: 74-682 (202 amino acids)
Biological process (GO): response to desiccation
Cellular component (GO): plasma membrane
Source: RefSeq, a predicted model, not a curated record